AUGGAUGUGACGGCCGCGUUGUCGUUCCCUCUGAGCGCAAGCUCCUUGCUCGCCUCUGUGCUGCUCCUCCUCGCCGCCUAUGUGGCCUGGCGGUCGGCCUUCAGUCAGCCGGAUCACCUGCGUGCAUCGGAGCCUCCGGGGCCCAGGCCGCUACCCUUGCUCGGGAAUCUGCUGCACCUGAACUUGCGCGCACCGCAUCGGACCCUCUUGGAGAUGUCCAAGAAGUAUGGCCCGGUCUUCACCUUCCACUUGGGGCCCAAGAAGGUGGUGGUCCUGGCCGGAUACCAGACAGUGAAAGAAGCCCUGGUGGAGCACGCCGAAGAAUUUGGUGAGCGGGAACCUCUUAACACCUUUAAGGAGGACAAGAUGGACCACGGAGUCGUGAUGACCAACGGCGACACGUGGAAGGAGAUGCGUCGCUUCGCUCUGAGCAACUUAAAAGACUUCGGGAUGGGGAGGAAAGCUUGUGAGGACAAAAUCGUCGAAGAGUGUCAGCACCUCUUGGAAGUCUUCAGGAAUUUCAAAGGUAAUGAUGAAGCAUUUGAUAACCAAGAGCCCAUCAACUACGCGGUGUCCAACAUCAUAUGCUCGCUGGUGUUCGGCAGCAGGUUCCAGUACGAUGACCCCGCCUUCGUGAGCAUGGUGCAGCGCGCCGGAAGAAGCUUUCAAAUACUGGGCGGUCCAUCCUUGCAGUUGUACAACAUGUACCCGUGGUUGGGCAAGUGGCUCUCCUCGGCGAGAGAGGAGCUUCGCCAACUGGCGACGGCCAACAGGAAGCAGGCCGCCGAACUGAUCCGGGGUCUGAAGGACACGCUGGACCCGCGGAGCAGCCGGGGCUUGGUGGACGCCUUUCUCAUCCGCCAGCGACAGUUGGAGGACUCUGGCGACGUGGGUCACUUCCACGAUCCCAACCUGCUGAUGACCGUCUUAAACCUGUUUGCCGCCGGCACGGAAACGACCUCCACCACGCUCAGAUGGGCGCUCCUUUUCAUGGCCAAGUACCCCCACAUUCAAGAGAAGGUCCAGGAGGAGCUGAAAUGCGUCAUCGGAGAUCGCCAGGUCCAGGUGGAGGAUCGCAAGAACUUGCCGUUGACCAAUGCCGUCAUCCACGAGACGCAGCGACUGGCCGACAUCGCGCCUAUGGCGCUGCCUCACCGGACCAGCCGGGACGUCACCUUCCGGGGCUUCUUCAUCCAAAAGUGGACGACGGUGCACCCCCUCCUGACGUCCGUCCAUCAGGAUGAGAGCCAAUGGGAGAAGCCUGCCUCCUUCCAUCCUCAGCAUUUCCUGGACCAAGACGGAAAGUUCUUCAAGCCCGACGCUUUCAUGCCCUUUUCUGUGGGUCGCAGGGCGUGUCUGGGCGAGAGUUUGGCGCGCAUGGAGCUCUUCAUCUUCUUCGUCACACUCCUGCAGCACUUCCGCUUCCGGCCCCCGGCGGGGGUCCCGGAAGACCGGCUGGACCUAACGCCCCGCGUGGGCCUUUCGCUCGGUCCCACCCCGCACCGACUUCGCGCCAUUUACCGGCUGACCGGCUGA
Nerophis lumbriciformis (worm pipefish) is the source of this 1536-nucleotide messenger RNA. Lineage: Eukaryota; Metazoa; Chordata; Actinopteri; Syngnathiformes; Syngnathidae. The record is from RefSeq and is a predicted model, not a curated record.